AUGUCAAGUCACAGCGGGGAGCUGCGCAUCCUGAGCGUCUACGGACAAGGGGAGGGCCCACUGGCGGUGGACGGCCAUGACACCCUAUUUGCCGCGUCAGAACCAGAGGACUUGAGCUCGCUGUCCGCUGACCACAGCGUGGCCAAGAGCCUGAACUGCAGCGUGAGGCUGGUCCGCCUUGAGGAGCUGACUGGGCAUCAGGGCGGCCGCAAGGGCCGGCCCGGUGUCUUGUGUGGAAAGGUUAUUCCCAACGAUGCCAAUAUGAUCGUCCACAUGAGGACUCACUCCGGGGAGAAGCCCUACAAGUGUGACCAAUGCACAAAGUGCUACAGACGGCAAGGCGAACUGAAGAUCCACCUGAGGACUCACUCCGGGGAGAAGCCCUACAAGUGUGACCAAUGCAUGAAGAGCUUCAGUCACCUAUUUAAACUGAAGAACCACAUGAGUACUCACUCUGGCGAGAAGCCAUACAGGUGUGACCAAUGCACGAAGUGCUUCAGUCAGAAAGGCAACCUGAAGAACCACAUGAGGACUCACUCCGGGGAGAAGCCCUACAGGUGCGACCAUUGCCCGAAGCUCUUCAGUCAAGGCCGCACCCUGAAGUUACACAUGUCGACUCACACCGGCGAGAAGCCCUACAGGUGUGACCAAUGCACGAAGUGCUUCAGUCUGAAUAACAUCCUCAAGAACCACAUGACUACUCACUCCGGGGAGAAGCCCUUCAAGUGUGACCAAUGCACGAAGUGCUUCAGUCUGAAAUGCAACCUGAAGCGCCACAUGAGGACUCACUCCGGGGAGAAUGCCUACAGGUGCGACCAGUGCAUGAAGUGCUUCAGUCAGAAAGGCCAUCUGAAGAUCCACAUGAGGACUCACUCUGGGGAGAAGCCCUGCGUGUGUCUGCAGUGCAACGUUAGCUACAGCGACCCAAGCUGUUUGCGAGUGCACAUGCUCAAGCACACUUUGGCACGGGGUAACGGGACGCUUUGAUUGAGACCUCUGUUUGGUAUUGGUUUAAAUUACUGCUUUUAGUUUUUCUUUUCAUCACGAUUAAA
Messenger RNA from Gadus chalcogrammus (walleye pollock), 1052 nucleotides. Its product is annotated as zinc finger protein 239-like. The record is from RefSeq and is a predicted model, not a curated record. NCBI's taxonomy places the organism in Eukaryota, Metazoa, Chordata, Actinopteri, Gadiformes, Gadidae. The coding region runs from base 1 to 987 and encodes 328 amino acids. The transcript has a single exon.